Hypomesus transpacificus is the source of this 8117-nucleotide messenger RNA. RefSeq names its product collagen, type IV, alpha 3 (gene col4a3). The transcript has 52 exons. Gene Ontology annotation, cellular component: basement membrane; collagen trimer. Bases 327 to 5327 code for a protein of 1666 amino acids. Lineage: Eukaryota; Metazoa; Chordata; Actinopteri; Osmeriformes; Osmeridae. The record is from RefSeq and is a predicted model, not a curated record. Gene Ontology annotation, molecular function: extracellular matrix structural constituent.
AUAGCCGCUCAAUCUUCAGCAGGUACUUCACACACUCACUUUUCCAACAUUGGCUAUACAUAAUUUUUUGGACGCCUGAAUGUUGCACAGUAUAUUUUUGGACAAUUUCGUCCCAAAAGACUUGUUACAUAGCAAUUUCAAGAUACUAUCACGAAGGAGAUAAAGCGCUCACUGGAUAUACAGAUGUGAUUGCCAUUUAUCAAUACACAUCAACCUGUAUAGAGAAAGUGUGGUAAUUUAAUGCGAUUCAGUGUGGACUGCGAAACUGCAUACCAGCUUAAGGAAGAUUACACAGGGGUUUGCAUGGGACCGCUGUUGGCUCUAAAAUGAAGGGCUUCCACUGUGUGCCGGUCGUGCUCCAGUGUGUUUUCCCUCUAUGCUUGCUGCUCGGGGCCAGUAUCCCACCUGGGGUGACAGAGGAUUCCUGUAGCUGUGCAGGCGUCUCCAGGUGUCACUGCGAUGGAGUGAAAGGCAACAAAGGUGAGCGGGGCUAUCCUGGUUACGAUGGAUUUCCGGGGGUUAAGGGUUUCCUAGGAAUGGAAGGUCCUCCGGGGCCUCUAGGUCCAAAGGGAAACAUCGGCUUUCCUGGGUUAUCAGGAUCCAAAGGUUCCCGGGGACUGCCUGGAAAACCAGGAUUUCCUGGACCUUUUGGACAGCCCGGUGUUCCAGGACAUGAAGGACCUAUGGGGCCAACAGGAGUACCAGGAUGCAAUGGGACCAAGGGAGAUAUUGGCUAUCCAGCACCUCCUGGGUUACCUGGGACUGUUGGAUUAACUGGUGUUCCCGGUGUCCAGGGGCUAAAGGGAGACUCCUACUACUUCCCAGUACCCCUUGGUUUGAAAGGGCAGCGUGGCGUGCCGGGGAGAAAUGGGGGGAAGGGUCAACAGGGGUUUCCCGGACUGACAGGCCUCCCUGGAUCUGAAGGAUUGAGUGGGAUUCCGGGAUUACCAGGGUUACCGGGGUUAGAGGGAGAAAAGGGCCAAGAAGGUCCUAGUCCUGCUUUUCGAGGACCAACAGGACAAAAGGGCGACCAAGGGCCUCCAGGUGUACCUGGGCAGAAGGGCAUCAAGUUGUAUGCAGAAGGCCCCAAAGAGCUGAAGGGGGAGCCAGGUGAUGUUGGGGAUAAGGGGUGUCGAGGCCUGCCUGGUUUUCCAGGUCGCCAGGGUUUUAAAGGAGAUAAAGGCGACCAAGGGGUCCCAGGGUCAUUGGGUAAACCAGGAAAGGAAGGCAUUCAAGGGGAAUAUGGAUUUCUGGGUGAAAAAGGUGAAACGGGCUACCUGGGGCCUCCUGGGAUUCAGGGGUCAAAGGGGGUGAAAGGAGACGUUGGUUCUUAUGGACCUCCUGGAGAUGUGGUCCGUGUGUUGGUGAAAAUAAAAGGGCAACCAGGUUUUCCUGGUCUCACUGGCCGUCCUGGCCGUGUUGGUGAUCAAGGCGUAGUUGGUUUUCCUGGAGUGAAGGGUGCAUCAGGGCAGUCCAUACCUGGACGCCCAGGAAAACCUGGUGCUCCAGGAACGCCUGGUUUGCAAGGGACAAGAGGAGAACCUGCCCCCAAUAUCAUCGGACCCCCUGGGGCCACCGGCCCUCCAGGAGACGAAGGUCCUCUUGGUGAUCCUGGUGACCCCGGAAUCACAGAUAACAGUAACAGUGCACCACCCGGUCCUAAAGGCCUCAAAGGUAUCAGGGGAGUUACUGGCAUUACAGGAAACAUUGGUGAAGGAGGUGAGAAAGGAGAUGUCUGUCGAAUAUGUACUGAGAUGAAUAUGCAACCGGGGCCUCCUGGUCCUACUGGGGAACCAGGCAAGCCAGGGGAGACAGGUCAGAAUGGCCCUCUGGGGACGAAAGGGUACAAGGGCACGAGUGGUCUCACUGGCCCCCCUGGUCCUCCGGGUCCCUUUGGAACCCCGGGUAUGCAUGGAUCAACUGGAUCCAAGGGAAAUCCAGGCUUCAUCGGCUCGCCAGAGAGUCCAGGUCCGACAGGCUCCCCUGGAAGUCCAGGGUUUCCUGGCUCAGAUGGAGAUGAAGGCAUCCCUGGAUAUCCAGGCAUCAAAGGCCCGCAAGGCCCGAAAGGAAACCCUGGACCUCCAGGAGCCAAGGGGGACCGGGGCACCGCUGGGGAGGAUGGCCCCCGUGGACGAACAGGGCAGAUAGGGGUCCAUGGGCCUCCUGGGUUGGGGCUACCAGGGGACCCUGGAGAGAAGGGUAACCUUGGAAUACAAGGCCUGAGAGGGAGAAUUGGAGACCCAGGAGAGAAGGGCGAACAAAGUGAAACCAUAACAACGCCAGGGGACCCAGGAAGGAAGGGAGAAAAAGGGCUGGCAGGCAACCCUGGACCUCUAGGCAAUCCUGGUAUCACUGGGUAUGUUGGCUUCCCUGGCCAGAUGGGGUUGAAGGGGGAGAGAGGACUGUCUGUGCAAGGCCCUCCUGGAGAAACAGGCUUUAAAGGUGACAAGGGCCAGCCAGGCGCUCCUGGUUUCCCUGGCUUUGGGAUCAUGGGACGGCCUGGCCCUUCAGGAGCACCUGGGAUGCCAGGUCCCAAGGGUGAUUUCCGCACAGGCCUCCUAGGGCCUCCCGGUCGGCAAGGCAGCCCAGGAGAGGAUGGGGCUCUGGGGGCAACGGGAGAUUCUGGCCUGCCUGGGCUGGGUGGUCCUCCAGGUAUACCUGGAACAAAUGGACAACAGGGGGACAGAGGCAAUACGGGACUUGUUGGGUUGCCAGGUUUGUCUGGUGAGUCUGGGGGGUGUAACCCGGGAGCCCCGGGAUCGCAGGGACCUGUAGGCAUCAGAGGAGUCAUCGGCUUCACAGGACCCAGGGGCUUUAAGGGGCUGCAAGGGGAUCAAGGCCUGCCUGGGGAGGGGAUGCCUGGGCCUUUGGGCAUGUUUGGACCACCCGGCUUUGAUGGUCCUCCAGGCCCAAGAGGGGCUACCGGCCUAAAGGGCUUCAGAGGAACAGAUGGGGCACCAGGGGUUACAGGACCUGCGGGAGAUGUGGGGCCGUCGGGGGUCUGUGGUACUCCAGGAACAGAUGGCAAACCUGGGGUUGUUGGAAGACCUGGCCCCAAAGGGCUAAUGGGGGUAGGCGGAGCCAGAGGGCCAGCUGGACCACGGGGCUUGGUGGGAGACGUGGGGCCGAAGGGUUCUAAAGGUUUAUCAACUGAUUUCGAAACAUUCGGAGAUCCCGGAGAAGCAGGGCCUCGGGGAUCCUCAGCACAAAAUGGGCAGAAAGGGGAGCCAGGACUCGCAGGACCGAGAGGGGAAAGCGGGAGGACCGGAAACCCAGGGAGCAGUGGGCCUCCAGGUCCCCCUGGAGAUCCUGGCAGAGAUGGACAAAAAGGGGCUCCAGGUUUACUUGGAAUUCUUGGUGCUCAAGGAGACAUGGGGUUGCCAGGUGUGAAGGCUGAGAAAGGUGCGACAGGUGUCCGUGGAGCAGCUGGCUCAUCUGGUACACCAGGAAUGAACGGACCUAAAGGGGCUAAAGGAGAGGCCGGCCUCCUUGAACCAGGCACCCAGGGGAGACCUGGGGAGAAGGGCGAGCCAGGGUUGCCGGGAGUGACAGGAGAGAUGGGGGAGAGGGGUGAUACUGGAAGGUUUGGGUCUCCAGGACCUUUAGGCUCCACAGGGCCCAGAGGGAGAGAGGGAAUCCCAGGAUCUCGAGGCAGCCCAGGGCCCUCUGGGGAGAAAGGUUUUGAUGGACUUCCUGGUUCUGGUGGUUGCCAUGGCCAGAAUGCCCCGCCAGGGAACCAAGGGCUUGCAGGGGACCCGGGUGCAGCUGGGCCCAGAGGGAGCCAGGGCAGGGACGGCAUCCCUGGACCGGCAGGAGAGAAAGGGGACAUGGGAGCCCCCGAUGUUGGGCCAAGAGGAGCAGAUGGACAGACAGGCCAGCCUGGACUGAAGGGGGACACGGGCUUCCCUGGGCCCUAUGGUCCCCUUGGUCCCCCCGGGUCUUUAGGGGACAUGGGCCCCCCAGGCCUGCGUGGUCCCCCAGGCCUCCCUGGUAGUCCUGGUCAGAAUGGAGUCUGCUUUGAGGGGACAAAAGGGGAACGUGGCCCAAACGGUGGCCUUGGAGUCCCAGGAAUGCAGGGCCCUCGUGGGCCCCCAGGUCCUCCGGGGCCAGGGUUCAAUGGCGAUAAGGGGAACAAAGGUGCCAUGGGCCUUCUGGGUACGCCAGGGUACAGAGGAGACAGUGGAGAGCAAGGCAGUCCGGGUGUCGAUGGAAAUCCUGGUUUUUCUGGGGACAAGGGUGCAAUGGGUGUUGUUGGAACAAUGGGGCCCGAUGGUCAGAAAGGAGACGCAGGACUUCCUGGGGGAGCAGGUGGUCCUGGAGAGAAAGGAUCACCGGGACAAAAAGGAGCAAAGGGCCGUGCUGUCGUGGUUGAUAAGAAGGGGGUCCCUGGAGAUCCGGGUGUGCCAGGGCUUGCAGGGCCCAGGGGAGAAACCGGAGUUCCUGGAGCUCCAGGGAGACAAGGAUCAGAGGGUCUCCAAGGCCCUAAAGGGGACUUUGGUUUGAGUGGGCCAAGAGGGUAUGCCGGUUUCCAGGGAGAUAAGGGAGACAGAGGCAUCCCUGGACCACAAGGUAUACAAGGUGAGCCAGGGUCUUCAGGAGCUAAGGGCCCCAGAGGGACCCCGGGCCCCUACUACCCUGGCCCCAGAGAGGACGGGUUCCUGUUCAGCAGACACAGCCAGGGCAGGACCGUUCCCCAGUGCCCAAGAGGAAGCAGCCUGAUCUACUCCGGAUACUCUCUCCUCUUCAUUAACGGCAACAACAGAGGACACGGUCAAGACCUUGGUACCCUGGGCAGCUGCUUACCUCGCUUCUCCACCAUGCCCUUCCUCUUCUGCAACACCGACAGCACCUGUCGCUACGCCUCGCGCAACGACUACUCCUACUGGCUGUCCACAGCUGAGGCCAUGCCCAGCGACAUGGCCCUGAUAUCCGGAGACUCUCUCGAAAAAUAUGUCAGCAGGUGUGCUGUGUGUGAGACCAAAGCAAACGUGAUUGCUGUCCACAGUCAAACCGUACAGGUCCCCUCUUGUCCGCUUAGUUGGGUCCCCUUGUGGACUGGCUACUCAUUUGUCAUGCAAACGGGCGCUGGAGCAGAGGGUUCAGGGCAGCCUUUGGCCUCCCCAGGCUCCUGUCUGGAGGAGUUCCGGAAAAUUCCCUUCAUCGAGUGCCACGGACGAGGGACUUGUAACUAUUACACUGACUCUUACAGCUACUGGCUGGCUUCCCUGGACCCUAACAACAUGUUCAGUAAACCUACGCCUCAAACAGUGAAGGGGGAUUGCCCAGGAAGCAUUGUCAGCCGUUGUCAGGUCUGUAUGAAGCAGUAGCAGCCUUAGCAGGCAGCCUGGAGACUGGAAAUGCAUUGCUGCCCUUGAGCCACAAAGGGUCAGCACAGAAGUCAAAUCAGUUUAUGACCUCACUUGUAUUAGGAACGUUUCUGACUUGACUUGUCUGCAAUAAUUUUCAGUACGAUUGUCCGUUUGUUUAUUUUAAUAUGUAAAGGGUUUGGACUACUCAUGAUAGCUUAGGAAGUAGUCAAGCCUUUUGAUUACGUUUGAAUGAAAAUUAACUGCCUGUCAAAUUGCCUGACUGCUAGACUAAUGUGGGUGCUUCGUAAUCCUGGUGCUAUGAGUACUAUACAGGUCACCUAUGGAUGCCUGAUAGCAGAAGCAAUACAGAAGUGAAAACAAAAAGCUUUUGUUGGAGUUUUCUUUGCGUAUUUUUUGUUGUUUGUUUUUUUUUGCCCCUCAAAUGUGCUUCUAGAAUUGCCUCAACUCUUCAGGACGGACUUCCAAUGUGUGUUGUUACACUAAUGCAGGAUUUGUUAUCAUCGAGUCACAAAAAGCACACCAUGCACAGAGGUCUAUACAGAAAUGUUUUGGAAUUAUGUUGUCAGUUUUCUGUGAAUAACUUGACUGGCCAACACAGAUCUCAUAGCUCAAUGCCACGUCCGAACACCGUUCGGAUGGUUUCUAACACCAUCUGCAAGUCAGCUGCAGUCACCUGUGCUCAGCUUUAGAUUUAGUUGCUGAAUGGAAGAAAAUCCUGCAUUUAUGUUUCGACUGUCUGAUGUCUGUUUUGAAAAGAGGAGUGAAGGCAGUUAUAGAAGCAAAGUGUUACCAACUCUGUAUUAAUGCCUAUGAUUUUGAAAUGCAAGGUUUGUCAAGCAGGUGUCCACAUAGUUAUUUUGGCCAUAGGCUAUAACUCAGCUCAUUCCGUCUGUCUACAUAGACUGCACUGCCUUGAUUUGGUUUUGAUAUUGCAUCAUCUGGACUUUCCAGAUCAACCAAUAGUGUUGCAGUGUUAUAGAGUAAUAUAAUAAUGUGAAUUUAAUCACUAUUGAACCUCUGGCCAAAAGACUACACAUGGGCAGUACCAGAAUUGAUGAUCCAUGCAUUAUAUGUCCUCACCACAAAUUUAACAUGUUGGUGGUAGUAAUGUUGUAUAAUACUUUGAAUUUAAAGGUUUUUAUUGCUGAGGUUGGUUUAACAGAGUUUGUAAAAGAAUGCCUGACACAGUGAAACUGUAUUUGUGUUGGAUUUACUUACAUUUCUUAACACUGUAAAAUGUUAUACUUUUGUUUGUAUUUAAAACAUGUGUUUUUGACAGGAAAGUUUAGUAACGUUAUUAAGAAUUUCCUACCAAACAUGUCUAUCAUUGUCUAGAUUUGCAUUGCCUAGACAAAGUAUCCCCCCUUAACCUUUCCCUGUUUUUGUUGUUCCACACACAAGGCUCCAUAGUAACAAAUAAAAAACAUAUUUUAUAAACGUUUGCAAAUUUCCCAAAAAUAAAAUAUCAUUUUAAAAAGUAUUCAAUGAUUUAGAUCUUUCAAUGCCUUCUUUGUAGAGACAGUUUGGCAGCAGUAAAUCUGAGUCUUCCAAUGACUGUGUGCACCAGCUUUGUACGGCAAUUUCCUUCAUGCAGAUCCUUUCAAGCAUUUCUGUCUUAAGAGACUUGUCCUGAAUCCAUUGGGCUGCUAUCUAGUGCGCUUCAUGUCAUAGUCAUGCUAAUUAAUGCAUGCAGGAUUAAUCUCAGAAGAUUACAGAAGUACCCAGUGUCAAGCAAAACGUUCAAAUCAGACACUUCCAUGUUUGUCUCAUCAGAACAGAUCAUCUUUUUCCUCAUGGUUUCAGUUAGGUGUAAGAGUUCCAGAACUCCAGUAGGGCUAUCGUAUGCCCUUGCCUGCCCUCCUACUUGAAGGCUCUCCCAUCUCUGCAGAGGAAAAACUCCAUUACAGUGACUAUUGGCUGCUGACCAAUUAUGUUAUUGCCUAGUUAAUUUGUCUACUUCAAUCUAUAGGAAGUGUAUUGUUGGUUCCAAACUUCUUGCAAAUAUGAACCUUUGGAAUUUUCAGAAGGUAAUUUUUUAACACCCUUUUUUUAAGUAGUGUCUUACUUUAGCAAAAAGUUUUGAUACUUUUGUAACUAAAAUAUUGAUAUAAAAAAAAUAAAUACAUUUGUAAAACCGUGUUCACAGUUCGUUAGUAUUUGAAUAUAGAUUUACAUAACUACUCUUUCAUUUGAAUUAUAAGUCAAACGGAACUAAAGGUGAUCUGUUUUGAAUGUAUUUUCUCUGGUCACUUGUCAACUUAACAUAUCUUUAGUUGCUGAUAACAGUGGAUUAUUUUAUAUGGCUUUUGUGAUUAACAUAAUAAUUAAGGUGGAACUAGACUGAGCAUCAAUGGUUUAUGGAAAUCCUUCACAUGCCUGAUAGUUUGGUUGCCACAAGGUGGCAGUCAAGGCAUAAGUAUUGUCUGCGGUUAAGAUCUCACCGCAAACAAGCACAUCAGUACAGCACAGAUAUACAGCUUCCGGUGUUUAGUUGGAAAAUUAAACAAAAUGUCUGUUGAAUACCAGCUUGAAUUUAUCUUUUUUUUUUAUAAUUAUUUUUAAUAGUGAUAGGAAACACAGUGUAAACUACUGAAAAUUCAAAAUGUGUAUGUGCUUAGGGUUCAAUUAUAUUUCCAACCCUGAGUGUGUGUCUAACAUGGUUAGUUUGUUCUAUGAUUUUAGAAGACUAAUAAGCAGAUCCUGCUGAAUUAAGAUGUCUAAGUGAGAUGUGUGGAAAACUAUUUUAAUUAUUCCACUUUAAUUCUAUUAAAGCCUUGUCUUGCAGUG